AUGCACGUCCCAGCAUUCGAGGGGCGAGGAGGGCACUCCACAGAGGUGCGGGGCGGGGAACAUGUGCUCCCUGCCUCCAAGUCCACGAAGAGGCGACGUGGGGUGGGACCCCAGGAGGCCUGCCCCUUCUGCGGCCACCUCUACACCGUGCGUGACGGGCUGUCGGCCAAGGCCAACACUGCGGGGCAGCGCUUGCAUCAGCGCAAGUGCCAGUGCCGGAGCAAGACGCCGCCCUGCAGGAACUGCCCCAACUGCAAGGUGGACGCUGCCGUGAUGGCCAUCACCGAUCCUGAUGCUCAAAUGGCGGCGUGCGAGGCCAAAGGCUGCGCCAUCUGCUCCUGCCAAUGUCCUUCGGUGGGCAAGUGGAUCGAGGGCGACGCGGCCUCACGCAAGGCCUUCAAGGAGCGCACCGAGCGCCGCGCCGAGCAGCUGCACCUCCUCAGCCUGCGGCUGGUGUCGGGGGGUGGCGCGGCAGGGGCAGGGAGCGACGGCCUGCCCUGCGACCCGGCGGCCCUGCUCCCCCACAUCGCCUGCCCCGCCCACUCGGGGGGUUGGUCCGUGAAGCGGUUGCCCGCCGACAUCCGCUCCAGCCUGAGUGCGCUGCAGCAGGAAGCGGCUGCCAACGUCGUGGAGCUGGCGCGGUCGGUGUUCGAGCCUGCGCUGGGACCGCCCGCGCUGCAGGCCGUGUGUUCCUUCCUCAGCGCCCAGUGCGUCUCUAGCCUGGACGACCUGGAGUUCCUGCAGCUGGAGUGGAUGGUGACAGCGCUGCACCCCCAUGGCAUUCCAGUCCUGCUCCUCAACAAGUUCCUGACGCUGGGCAGGAGGGGCGCCCGGCAGGGGGCCGGGCUGGCGGAUGCACAAGUGCCCGCCUGA
This is a messenger RNA of Auxenochlorella protothecoides, 873 nucleotides long. RefSeq lists its product as hypothetical. The coding region runs from base 1 to 873 and encodes 290 amino acids. The record is from RefSeq and is a predicted model, not a curated record. Lineage: Eukaryota; Viridiplantae; Chlorophyta; Trebouxiophyceae; Chlorellales; Chlorellaceae. The transcript has 5 exons.